AUGGAUACGAACAUGGAGGACGUUGGACGCGUCCCCGCCGAUGUCUCUCCUGUUCAGGCGAACCUUGAGCCCACAACGAUUCCCACCGUCGAUGGAUGGAUUGAGAGCCUCAUGAACUGCAAGCAGUUGGCCGAAUCGGAUGUCCAGAGACUCUGUGAGAAGGCGCGGGAAGUUCUACAAGAAGAAUCCAACGUUCAACCAGUGAAAUGUCCUGUUACCGUCUGCGGCGACAUCCACGGCCAAUUCCACGACCUUAUGGAGCUCUUUAAGAUUGGCGGCCCAAACCCAGACACCAACUAUCUCUUCAUGGGUGACUACGUCGAUCGCGGUUACUACUCUGUCGAGACAGUCACUCUCCUCGUCGCCCUCAAAAUCCGUUAUCCUUCACGCAUCACCAUCCUCCGCGGUAAUCACGAGUCGCGCCAGAUCACCCAAGUGUACGGCUUCUACGACGAGUGCCUCCGCAAGUACGGCAACGCCAAUGUUUGGAAGUCUUUCACCGACCUCUUCGACUACCUCCCCCUUACCGCCCUCAUCGACAAUCAGAUCUUCUGCCUUCACGGCGGCCUCUCUCCCAGCAUCGAUACCCUCGACAACAUCCGGGCCCUCGACAGAAUCCAGGAGGUCCCGCAUGAGGGACCCAUGUGCGAUCUUCUCUGGUCCGACCCGGACGACCGCUGCGGCUGGGGGAUAUCGCCCCGUGGCGCCGGAUACACUUUCGGCCAGGACAUCUCCGAAGCCUUUAACCACAACAACGGCCUGACCCUGAUUGCGCGUGCGCAUCAGCUCGUCAUGGAGGGUUACAACUGGUCUCAAGACAGGAACGUCGUGACCAUUUUCUCGGCGCCGAACUACUGUUACCGGUGUGGUAAUCAAGCCGCGAUUAUGGAGAUUGAUGAACAUCUGAAAUAUACUUUCUUGCAAUUCGACCCUUGCCCUCGGGCCGGUGAACCCAUGGUGUCGAGGCGCACACCCGACUACUUCCUCUAA
Molecule: messenger RNA, 990 nt
Organism: Sodiomyces alkalinus F11
Lineage: Eukaryota; Fungi; Ascomycota; Sordariomycetes; Glomerellales; Plectosphaerellaceae
Product: Metallo-dependent phosphatase
Exons: 6
Coding region: 1-990 (329 amino acids)
Biological process (GO): peptidyl-serine dephosphorylation; mitotic cell cycle
Cellular component (GO): cytosol
Molecular function (GO): protein serine/threonine phosphatase activity
Source: RefSeq, a predicted model, not a curated record